UUGGGCUAUAAAACCAUAUAAAACCAUAUGAAAUUUCGUUUACUGGUUUUAAAUUAUUUUAUAGCUUCUAAAAUAAAAUUAACCGAAGUAAUAAAAACAUUAUAGAUAUGGACAAAAAUUCUGGCAUGAUGGAUUCGCAGGACAUCAGUGAACAAGAAUUAGAAACGUUAAAAGGUGAUGCUGUGGGUGAUAACCUCUACAGCGGUAGAUGGAUAAUCAGCACUUUGAUGUCUUUAUGCGAAAUAGAUAAAAAUGGUUGGACACAAGAACUGGAAGAGCGUCUUUGUAUUUUAUGGGAUCUGACUUGUGAAGAAGAAAUAGUAUCACAUCUUAUGUCAUAUGAUUUCCCAAAAAUAGCAAGAAACGUAUUAGAGAAACAUGAUCAACCACGAUUGAUUGAAAUAAUUUUAGGUAUCAUUGGCAAUAUAUGCUGUAAGGAUGAAGUUAUUGAUACGAUAGGUCGUGAUAAAGACUUGGUUACACAAAUCCUGAACAAUUUGGAAUCUGAUGACACUCUAACAUUAAUUCAACUUCUCAGAAUUUUACAAUGCACCGCAUGGCGCAUCACUGUAAAUCCUCAAUCAGAUUGGAUAACUCAUUUUACAGAGUGUAAAUUUUUUGGAGACUCAAUAAUCUUUAUAUUAAGAAGUUCAACCAACGAUGAGUUAUUAUUGGCGACAACAAGUGUACUUGUGCCAUUAUCUAGAAUAAAUUUAUCGCACCAAAAGAAAUUCUUUGAGGAAAUAUUCAAGAUUGAUAAUUUGAUUUCUGCACUGUUAGAGUCUUUCAUACAGCUAAUAUCAGUGGAAAAAAUUAGUUAUUCUAGGAAAGAAUUGACAUUUAUUGAACAAUGGGUGGAAGUGCUAAUCUUUAUAAUAGAAUUAGGUUCACUUAAAUUUGAGGAUUAUGAAAAUGACGAACAUUUUUUUAAACUGAUGGAAAUUAUGUAUAGGAUAUUGAAACCAUACGAAGAAUUGUGUAAUUUAUUUCCUAUUCAGCAAAAAGAAGUUAAUGUGAUUUAUGAAACUAUGCGCAUACUUAUAAGCUUUCGUUGUUGCAAUGUAAAUAUCCCACCGAAAAUAGAUCAUAUUGUGGCAACUAUACUUUUUCUCUCAAAACAGUUUUAGAUUCA
Messenger RNA from Linepithema humile (Argentine ant), 1132 nucleotides. Its product is annotated as protein SAAL1. The record is from RefSeq and is a predicted model, not a curated record. Lineage: Eukaryota; Metazoa; Arthropoda; Insecta; Hymenoptera; Formicidae. Gene Ontology annotation, cellular component: nucleoplasm.